UAGGAGUGCAUAAAACGCAAGACCUUACUUGGUGACUCGAGUGAAACGCACUACACACGUAAGAACAAUCAUCGUAUAUUACUGUCUCCGUUACACAUUGUACCGGCCAAGUUAUACCGGACGACCGACCAGAUUACGUGGACCCCACUAGUAGAAGAAUUCGUUGUGCUAAGAUUACCGUUCUUUAGACAUUAUAGUGUUAUAUAUUAUAGACAUGCCUGUCGAUCGCACCCCUCCGCCACUAUCGACGCUUGCGCAACCUAUACAACAUAGUCGCUCUGAAUCCGACUUAACUACUGAGCUGAGCGUCAAGGGGAACAAAAAGAAACACAUGUAAGCCAUCGCGCAAAGCGAAAACACCCUGAUGACAACACCGACUCGCAAUUAACAUCUUUUAUGUCAGAAAUGAAAGCUAUGUUUAUCGAAUUUAAAAAUCAGCAAGAGGAAAAGUUCAACAAAUUUGAAAAAAUGUUCUCUUCUUUUGAGGAAAUAAAGAACCAGAACAAUGAAAUACGUAACUCCAUAGACUUUUUGUCGCACAGUUAUGAUUCUCUUGUGGAACAAAUUAAUACACUUCAGGCGGAACGUCGUGAAAAUAUUCAAUACAUACAAAAGUUGGAAGAAAAAAUUGACAAGUUUGAAAGUGGUUUGAGAUCCACUUGUAUUGAGUUAAGGAAUAUUCCACCAGUUAAGAAAGAGUCUAAACAAUCUUUAUUAAGCACUGUUCUACAUACCAUAAAUGAAAUUAAUAUAAAAAUAGAACCACAUGAGGUAAAAGAUGUUUUUCGUCUUUCUACCAGAGUCUCAGAAAACCGGCCUAUAAUUGUAGAUUUCAUCAGUGUCUUAAUAAGAGACAAAGUAAUUGAAAAGUUCAAAAUUUACAAUAAAAAUAAAGGGAAACUCACUACAGAAACCCUUAAAAUCAGUGGUCCCGCCAAGCCAAUUUUUAUUUCGGAAAAUCUUUCAACCAAGAUGAAAAAGUUAUUUUACUUAUGUCGUGAUUUUGUCAAAUUGAAUAAUUUUAAAUACUGUUGGGUCUCUCACGGAAAAAUUUUUCUGCGCAAAACCGAUGGCACUGAUCAUCAUAUGAUUAAAUGUGAAAAUGAUUUAACUAACUUACAAUUGCAAAUAUGACUAUCUACUUUUAUAAAACUAGUAAUGAAAUAUAAAUAUGUUUAUACGCACCGAAAACCUAUUGUUAUCACAAAAUAUUUAAGAUACAACCUUACUCUAGUAAUUGUAAAUAUUUUGAUUUUUGUUGUAAUUUUGUCUUGUGAAAAUAUUUUCUUUGGCACAUACACACAACUAAUCACAAACACACGUCAGACUUACACUACAUUUUUACACUAUCAAGUAUACAUUCCCAUAACAAAAUAUUUUACACAUUUAUUUUUUAAACCCUUGAUUAUAUUUUUACAUAUACCAAUGCCAAACUAUAAAUUAAUUAUUGAUAACUGCAUCUUUAAGUUUAUUAUACUUACUCUCCCUGUUACUGAGUUCCAGACGCACCAGUGUAUAAUCAAUUGUUUUUGCACUGUACGUUUGUUAUA
Chilo suppressalis (striped riceborer) is the source of this 1550-nucleotide messenger RNA. The record is from the annotation of a GenBank genome assembly. Lineage: Eukaryota; Metazoa; Arthropoda; Insecta; Lepidoptera; Crambidae.